AUGGGUCCCUCGCACACUGGCAUAAUUGGCAACGGACUAGCUGAUAGGGCUGCCAACGAAGCAAUUGCUUCACCCAGCUCGUUAAGAAUAAACAAAAUAACAUUUCAAGACGCACUCAUAAAAAUCAAUAAUCUAACUAAAAGACAUUGGCAAGACUUGGGAGGAGACUUCAAAGUUCAAAUACAAAUCAACUUAAAGAAAUCAAAACAUCAAUCGACCCACGGAAAACCCUCUCACCCUCAUCCAGGCACGAAGAAGAAGUUAUCACAAGGACUCGAUUGGACACUCCCGUCUAACACACUUGCACUUCAUAACAAAAGAAGACUGUCCGACCUGUGA
Messenger RNA from Macrosiphum euphorbiae (potato aphid), 339 nucleotides. Lineage: Eukaryota; Metazoa; Arthropoda; Insecta; Hemiptera; Aphididae. The record is from the annotation of a GenBank genome assembly.